Messenger RNA from Marmota flaviventris (yellow-bellied marmot), 4336 nucleotides. The record is from RefSeq and is a predicted model, not a curated record. NCBI's taxonomy places the organism in Eukaryota, Metazoa, Chordata, Mammalia, Rodentia, Sciuridae.
AUGCCCUCCUUCCGCAGAGGGUUUAAGACCAUCAAAUGUGGAAUCUCAGACAAAAAUGUCCUUUGAAAUUAUCAAAGAAGUAAAAAAUUGAAAAUAUUUCAUUGCCCUUCAAGAUUAAUAAAAGGAAGGAAUACAAUUUCUACUAAUUAAAAAUGAAGAGUUGUCCAAUUCUUGCCUAAUGAAUGUCUAAGCUUGUUAACAAAAGGAGUAAAAGAAAUGAGCCCCAGCCCCUCAUUCUUUUCUUUUUGUUUUCAGCGUCAGGGAACAAAGAGAAGGAGAAAUGGAGUAUCUAAAGGUCGGAGAACUUGCCGGAGAGAAGUAGAGGAGGGGAGGAAGCUGCCUUCUAUUCUGAAAAGUCCCAUGAGCCAGAAUAAUGAUUUCCUCCGCUUUCGGCAACUAUUAUGUCCAGACCCGCUCUGUAGGGUGUGUAAUAGAACAGCAGCUAAGGUCAGUCAACUGAUCUGUAAGGCGUCCUUGGAAGAUGCUCUUAAUUCUGUGUCCCGUGUGUCUUCCGUGACGUCUGUGAGAGAGUCAUCAGUUUUUCUGUCCGAUGUUGUCUCUGCAAUCCCUCCGGGAGCUUCAGUUUCAACUCCUUUAACUGAGCCAACUCUAUUUCCUUCCUCUAUUCGUUCACCUGACCAAAUUACCCCUUUAAUGGACCUACCUGGACCCUCAUUACUGGGUGACUCUCUGCCACCAGAGCCUUCUCCCUUGAGUUCAAAAUUGCCAGUGGAUCAUAUCCCACCUCAACCAUCUGUUCCAACUCCUCCCCCACCUGUUCCAACCCUUCCCCCACCAACUGACAGUCAAGAAGCAAAACCUGUUCUCCAACCAGAAGCCCCUUUGUCUCUGGUGGAUAGCCCUGAUGGGUUGUCUAUUAAUGUCCCAACAACCACAUGCACUGACAGUGCAAGCCUUCCAGUGUCAGAGUUCUCUGGAAACCAGUCUCAUGCUGAAAACUUGUCUCCAUCUAAAUUGGAGCACUCUGAUGAUGACAAAAACCUCCUCGACCUCCAUCCUCCUGAGGCCUCUUUUGAGAGUGAUACUACAGCCAUCCUUGUAGAGCCCGGAAACCUCUCAUUUCUAUGCCCUGAUGUCUUGGCCCUUCUGGAGAGACAUAUAAGAAAGAAGGGUGAUUUCCUGAUGCAGAACAAAAAGAAAAAGGAAAAAAAAUCUUUUCCAAAAGAACUUAAGCCAGACGACCAAUUGAAUUCUUCAGGGAAAAGGUUAGAGUCAGUUGCUGAGCAACAGGACUCACCUGUCUCCCUUCCUUCACAGAGCAGUGAAGGCAAAUCAGAGGGAUUGCAGGUAGACCACCAGUCCUCAGAUCCUAAGACCUUUGAGGAUAACUUACCUAAAAAAUGUACCCAAUUCUUCUGGGGUCUCCCAUCUUUGCAUAGUGAGCCCUUGAAAUCUAUAGUACCUGAAUCAGGUGACUGUUCAACCUAUGUCUGCGUCAAUUCAAUGCCUAGUUCCUUUGAAGCCCCUGAAUCUCUAGUUCUACCCCCUCCCCCAACUCUGUCCUUGCCUGAGAUCCAAUCUCAACCCUUGACCCAAGCACUGUGCCAAUCUCCUGUCCCACCCCAGGACCAGCUUCAAUUUUCAGUCCCUACCUUGUCACCACCCAUUUCAUCUCAGGUUAGUGAUGGUGGAGUGAGGAUUCAUAGAUUCCAGGAUGAGGUACACUCUCUCAUGCCAUCCAAAAUUCAUGACUUGGAAUAUAAUGUAUUACAGAAAGGACAGGAAAGUUUGUGGGGUUUACCCUCUGUGGUUCAAAAAUCCAAGGAAGAGUUUUGUCCUGCAGCUCCCAGUGUUUUAUCUGAUAGACGGUCCUCCAAGGCUUAUGCUCCAACAACCAUCAUUCCGGGAGAUUUUCCCCUCAAAAAAGAGCUUCGGGAGAAGCUAGAGCACCACCUUCAGAAAAGGCUUAUUCAACACCGGUGGGGUCUGCCCCGCAGAGUCCAUGAGUCUCUGUCAAGGAUGAGUCCUGAAACAGAAAUUUCCGAGAUAUCUGAGUCAAAGUCCACUUAUGGACUUUCAUGGAUCUCUUUGUUUAAGGGUCAAAGUAGCAAAGAUUUACAAUUGAGCCAUCCCAGAAGUUUCCAUGAGAAGAACUCAGAAUUACUUCCACUAGGGGAGAGAAUGAAGAAAGUAAAUAGUCUAGAGAUUGGCACAAAAGAUGAUCCAUUGAGUGACUCAGAGGGGGCUCCAGAUAAUGAUCUGGACUCUGACUUUAAGACAAACCUAAAAAACAAAUUGAAUAGUCUUUUUGGAAAAAAAUCAAAGAUCUCAGAGGAGAGCUCAGUUCAGAAACAACUGACAGAAGCCCUAGAAAUACAUUUGAGCAAGAAAUUUGAGGAAAUCAAUGUGUGUCAGAUGCCUGGCACCGUGAAUAGAUCAUUGCAUUCUAUGGAGCCAGUAUUGAUUAGUCCUGAGAAAUCCCUUAGCCAAACGAAACACAGAGAUUUGGUACCACUGGUGUGUAAGGACAAGGGCCUCAAUACCUCCCAGGAUAUUUCCUUGCUUGGUUCCAACAAACAAAAGAUCUUGGAAGACCAUAUUAAACUCUUUCAUAAGAGGAUGAUGUGUGGGCUUCCCCAAAAGGUCCAGGAAUCCAUAGACAUCUUCAAAAUGAAAGGAACCCCAUCCUGGUCCUCAGUUCGCUCCAACAUUUCCUCCUCAUCCAGUCUUACUUCUGGCAAGGAUUCCAAAAUUGGGGUCUCCAAGCCCCUUAAAGAAAACAUUAGUACUUUUCAUGUCAACAAGGUGGGAACAAUAAUUUCAGGCCCUACUCUAGAUCAUCCUCUUUCUGCCACUUCACCUGUGAGCAAGGAAAAUAAGAGGGCCCUAACACAUUCACCCUCUCACACCAACCCUGAGCUUACAGAGAAUGUCAAGGCAAUUGAGGGUGACAGACGGGCUUCUUUGCCCUUCCCACACAGUGACAAAGAUAAAGACAGUCAGAAACAGACUGUAAUAGCCAAUAAAUGCAGCCCAAAGUUGCCCACAAAGCAGGCUGGGGCCAGACCCAAAUCAUGGAAUAAGGAAGUGAGUCCCAGCAAUAGUAAAGAAAAGAUUCAGAGAAAAAUGAUUAAGAAUUUAGAAUAUUUUCCCAUGUCUAACAAGUCCAGGGAGAUAUUCAAGGCAAAGGAGCUCUGUGCUAUUCGAUCACAGUCUACGAACAGCCUGACGACCACAGAGUCAGAAAGCUCCUCAGCGACAGAUAUGAAUAUGAGUAAAGUUGAAUCAACCCUAACCAUUGAAAGGCCCCCAGAAGGAAUAUCAGUUCUCAAAGAUUCCGAAUCAUUAGAUCUUAAAAAUCAGUUGCUUAAUGAGUUGAAGAUGAAAACUGAGAGCAGGGAGCGGGGCCUGGUUCCAGCCUUUUCUACUGAGUUGUCUCUGGCCUCAGAUAAGUUGACUUCCAAGACCCUGGCUUCCAAGACCUUAGCUCCCAAAACCUUGACUUGCAAGACCUUGACUUCCUUCACUCAUUUUCAUAGUGCCUUUAGUGGGGACAUGGCAGCUCCCCAGGUGCUACAAGACCACUGUGACAACAGAGGGAUCAACAUAGAGCAGGGGCAAGAACCCUGGAUCCCUACACAUGUCUUAUGCAAGUGUCAGGAUAAGACAUUAGCAUCAAAAAGGGUGUGCCCUCUGGUACCCCAAACAGGCAAGUUUGGUGGAGGGGAUGCAGGGUUGGUGACACGCCAACCUAGAGGGAAACUCCCCCACCCUCAAGACAGAACACUAAAGGAGGCACUUGGGAGCAAGUCCUCCUCAGCCCCAUCACUGAAGGGACAGCCUUCUCCUGAAAACAAUUUUAUUAGCCAGCUCAAACACUUGUUUCAAAGGCUUUAUCUUGGUAUAACAUGCAAAGGACAAGAAGGGUCUCUGAAAAAGGGCAGCUCUUCAUCAUCUGUGCAAGGCAGAAACCCAGCUAAGAAGAGAGCUGCCUUUACUGGGAAUACUGAAGCUCAGAAAAUCAUGACAGACAUUGGGAAGAUCCUAGAGGAGAAACUAGCAGGUCGGCAUGGAGUAGAGGCCACCACCCCGCAAAAGCCUCUUUCCACCCCCAUGAGGCCUGGGAAAAUUCAGCACAAGACUGGAUUGCCGGUUCAGGCAGAACCCAUCCAGAAACAUGCCUUCAAUGUCAAUACUCCCUGUGCUAAGGUGCCAAGUGCCAAAUCUUGCAGCCAAGAAGUUGGCUUUGCUGGUCAGAGACAAAUGAAAACAAAUCCAUACAGAAACUUGUACACUAAUGCUCAUAGCAGUAUUAUUCAUAAUAUUCAAAAUGUGACAACAACCAACAUAACCAACCAAUUAAUGGACAAUUGGU